AUGGCUCGUGGCCAUCAAAAGUUUCAGUCGCAACAGAGGAAUUUGAAGAAACAAGAGGAGCUUAGGAAAUCGAAGGGUAGUGACCAAAAGGCUGCAGCGCAGAAAGCGCUCACACAUAAAUGUGUUGUCUGUAUGGCAUUAAUGCCUGAUGUAAAAACUUAUAAGCAACAUUUCGAGUCUAAACAUCCUAAGGCAGCUCUUCCCGCAGAACUUGUCGAUAUGACUCGCGGGCAUAUGAAGAUGCAGGCGAAAGCCAAGAACCUGAAGAAGCAAGAAGCUUUGAAGAAGUCGAUUGGUCAUGACCAGAAAGGAGCUUGCUUGAAGUCUCUUAUUUACAAAUGUACUGUCUGUAUGUGCCAAAUGAUGGACAAGAGAAGUUAUAAGGAGCAUUUCUUAUCAAAGCAUCCAAAGCAACCAUUACCAGCAGAGUUAGAAGAUGUCGGAACGUCAUCCUCGGCAACAUGA
Molecule: messenger RNA, 465 nt
Organism: Enterobius vermicularis (human pinworm)
Lineage: Eukaryota; Metazoa; Nematoda; Chromadorea; Rhabditida; Oxyuridae
Source: the annotation of a GenBank genome assembly